Messenger RNA from Penicillium verhagenii, 741 nucleotides. RefSeq names its product histidine phosphatase family protein. The record is from RefSeq and is a predicted model, not a curated record. Gene Ontology annotation, molecular function: sedoheptulose-bisphosphatase activity. Gene Ontology annotation, biological process: ribose phosphate biosynthetic process. Bases 1 to 741 code for a protein of 246 amino acids. The transcript is spliced from 4 exons. NCBI's taxonomy places the organism in Eukaryota, Fungi, Ascomycota, Eurotiomycetes, Eurotiales, Aspergillaceae.
AUGGCUCCCCGGUGCUUCAUAGUCCGCCACGGCGAAACCGAAUGGUCCCUCAACGGCCGCCACACCGGCACAACAGACCUUCCCCUCACAGCAAACGGCGAGAAGCGCAUCAUCGCAACAGGAAAAGCGCUAGUGGGCAACGACCGGCUAGUUGUGCCCAAGAACCUGGUCCAUGUAUACGUCUCGCCCCGCACGCGCGCACAGCGGACCCUCGAACUCCUAGAGAUCGGCUGCCGUGAACGACUACCCUGGAACUCGCACCGGAAGCCGGAAGAAACGGAGCCGAUUCGCACCGAGGCGAAGGUGCAGGUUACGGAUGCGAUCCAGGAGUGGGAUUAUGGUGAUUAUGAGGGGUUGACUAGUAAGCAGAUUCGGGCUAUUCGGGAAGAGAAUGGGGAGGGGCCUUGGAAUAUUUGGACGGAUGGAUGUCCUGGUGGAGAUGCUAAUCAUAUGCUCUCCAGAUCACCCGAAGACGUGAUGCGUCGGCUGGACGCAUUGAUCGCCGAGAUCAGAUACAAAUACCAGCAGCCGUGCUUUGAGAACCCCGAUUCUCCCAAGGGCGAUGUCCUUGUCGUUGCGCACGGGCAUAUUCUGCGUGCGUUUGCGAUGCGCUGGGUGGGCAAGUCGUUGACGGAGACUUCGUUUAUCUUGGAAGCUGGAAGUGUGGGGACUUUGAGCUAUGAGCACCAUAACAUCGAGGAGCCAGCAAUCAUGCUGGGCGGACAAUUCGUGGUCGAGUAA